Molecule: messenger RNA, 1656 nt
Organism: Lachancea lanzarotensis
Lineage: Eukaryota; Fungi; Ascomycota; Saccharomycetes; Saccharomycetales; Saccharomycetaceae
Gene: ICL1
Product: LALA0S01e02410g1_1
Exons: 1
Coding region: 1-1656 (551 amino acids)
Biological process (GO): carboxylic acid metabolic process
Molecular function (GO): isocitrate lyase activity
Source: RefSeq, a predicted model, not a curated record
AUGGCACACUCCUUUGCAGAUGCACAAACGCAAUUGGAACGUCAAACUCGGGAAAUUGAAAAUUGGUGGUCUCAACCUCGUUGGAAAAAAACCAAACGGAUCUACACCGCUCGUGAUAUUGCAGCCCGUCAAGGGUCUAUUCCGAUUGAAACUAACAAUGCAUCGUCGUUAAUGGCCCGGAAAUUGUACGCUCUUUUGGCAAACCAUCACGAUCGUAAAACCGUUAGUAAAACGUUUGGAGCACUCGAUCCAGUUCAUGUAACCCAAAUGGCACCAUUUUUAGACACCGUGUACGUUUCUGGUUGGCAAUGUUCAUCAACCGCAUCCACGAGCAAUGAGCCCGGUCCAGACCUUGCAGAUUACCCCAUGGACACGGUCCCGACAAAAGUGGAUCAUUUAUUCAAAGCUCAACGUUUUCACGACCGCAAACAAUGGGAAGAGCGUUCACGGUGCCAAUCGCAACGCGAAUGGAACAAUUUGGGUCCCCCCAUCGAUUAUCUCAGACCUAUCAUUGCAGAUGCAGACGCUGGUCACGGUGGAAUCACUGCGGUUUUCAAACUCACCAAAAUGUUUAUUGAAAAUGGUGCCGCGGGGAUCCAUAUGGAAGAUCAAACCUCUACCAAUAAGAAAUGUGGGCACAUGGCUGGCAGGUGCGUUAUUCCAGUUCAGGAACAUAUCAAUCGACUCACCACGGUUCGGAUGUGUGCCGAUAUCAUGCACUCAGAUUUGGUUUUGGUUGCGCGUACCGACUCUGAAGAAGCUACACUUUUGAGCUCGACUAUCGAUCCCCGCGACCAUUAUUUCAUUGUUGGUGCCACAAAUCCGGAUUUGCAAGAAUCACUAUCGGAAAGCAUGGACGCGGCCAUCUUGAAAGGUCAUGGCGGUAAAGAAUUGGAAAACCUGGAAUCACGUUGGUGUGCGAAGGCCGGUCUCAAAUUGUUCCACGAAGCAUUUGCAGAGGCUGCACAGAAACAAAAGCCUGCAAACAGCGAACAACUAAUUUCAAAAUUUAAUGCACAAGCCGGGCCAUUGAAUGGCUUGUCCCUCAGGCAAAUGCAAGCGAUUGCCAAAAAACUUUUGGGUGCACCCAUUCAUUUCGACUGGGACUUGCCACGCGUGCGAGAGGGACUUUACCGUUACCGGGGUGGCACUCAAAGCAGUAUCAUGCGGGCAAGAGCAUUUGCACCAUACGCAGAUCUAGUGUGGAUGGAAUGCAAUUCUCCAGACUACCAACAAGCCAAGACUUUUGCCGAAGGCGUCAAAGCGCAAUACCCAGACCAAUGGUUGGCCUAUAACCUGUCGCCAUCGUUCAACUGGAACACCGCCAUGUCACCAAUGGAACUAAGUUCGUUUAUCGACCGUUUAGGUCAACUGGGUUACAUAUGGCAAUUCAUCACUUUGGCCGGGCUGCACACCAGUGCGCUUGCCGUCAACACUUUUGCAAAGGACUUUAGCCAGCGGGGAAUGCUAUCAUAUGCAACAACGGUGCAGCAGAAAGAGAUUGACAAUAACGUAGACAUUGUAAAACAUCAAAAAUGGUCUGGUGCCGAGUACAUUGACAGUUUAUUAAAACUGGCGCAAGGUGGGGUCAGUGCCACGGCUGCCAUGGGCGUUGGUGUGACUGAGGAACAAUUUCGAGAAAAUGGUAAACUCUGA